CCACCAAUCACCUAACUUCCAAGCAGAAAAAAAAAAAUUUGCGCCUCUCUCCAACACAACAUUUCUUCUUUUCUUUGAGCGGUUUUUGAUUAAAACGUCAAUACGAGUGCUUGAAAUUGAUUUUUCACGGAUAAAGAUAGGUGUGGAAGAGAGAUGGAUUUUGCUUGUAGUUUCAAGUAUCCUAAUAGCUUUCAUGGUGGUGAAACUACUCGUUGUAGAAUACUGUAUCCGUUAAGCCGUAGGUUUAGAUGUAAGAAUUUCAGUUACAAUGUUUUUGAUUCCGAGAUUGGAAUCAAAACUUGGUACUUGAAUAAAAUGAAGAAUAGUCUGGUGUAUAGUGGCUGUUUAAGUUCCAAUUUGGUUUUCAGAGGGAAAUUCGAUAGUCAUUUGUGUAGCGUUUUUUCAAAUACAUCGUUUUGUGGUUUACAAGAUGUCUUGAAAGUAAGAGGAUUUAGGUCACGUUGUCAAGGUAAUGAUUCUUUGGCAUAUGCUGAUGGGACUGGUACUGUCUCAAAUGGUUUGGGAAAAGAAGAAAGAAAUGAAAGAGAUGAAGUGGAAACACCAACUGUCAAUGAUUUGAGGGAAUUGUUGCAGAAGGCAAUGAAGAAAUUGGAAGUUGCACGUCUUAAUAGUAAGAUGUUUGAGGAAAAGGCACAAAGAAUAUCAGAAGCAGCGAUAUUCUUGAAGGAGGAAGCAGCUAAUGUUCGGAUUGAUGUUAGUAGAACACUUGAUAUGAUUCAAGACAUUGUGAAAGAAGAGUGUGUUGCUAAAGAGGCUGUUCAAAAGGCAAUGAUGGCACUAUCUUUAGCCGAGGCAAGGCUUCAGGUGACAGUAGAUUCAUUUGAGUCUCAUAAGGAGGUAAAUAACCCCCUAGAAAGAUCUGGGGAGAGCUAUGUUGAAACUGAUGUCACAGGAGAUAAUGGAGCACUAUUGGCUGCACAAGAUGAGAUUAGAGAAUGUCAGGAGAAGUUGGCAAAAAGUGAAGCAGAGUUAAGACACUUGCAGAGUAAAAAGGAAGAGUUGCAGAAAGAAGUGGACAGAUUGAAUGAGGCUGCAGAGGAAGCAGAUAUGGAUGCCUUGAAAGCCGAGGAAGACGUGUCAAACAUCAUGCUUUUAGCGGAGCAAGCUGUUGCUUUUGAAUUGGAGGCUGCACAGCAUGUGAAUGAUGCUGAGAUAUCCCUACAAAGAGUAGAGAAGUCUCUUUCUGUUUUGACUGGAGAAGCUCUCCAGGGGCAGAUUUUGGGUGAAAAGGCUAUUGUAGAGGAGGGGGAGACCACUCAAGGUGCUUCCGAUGCUGUUAUUAUUAAAAGAGAAGAGGAUACUUUGAUUGUUGAGCCUAAGACAGACAUCUUAUCUAAGAAAGCGAGAAAAAGUUCUGAAGAUCUCAAACAAUUUGAUGAGUUGAGUGAUCAUGAGAAUGGGAUGCUGGGUUUAGAUUCACUUAAAGAAGCUGAAAUUGAAGCAGAAAAGUCAAAAAAUGUUCAACUAAAGAAGCCUGAAACUCAAAAGGAUUUGGCAAGGGAGAGUUCACCUCCUAGUACUCCAAAGUCAUUGUUAAAUAAAUCUUCUCGUUUCUUCUCUGCAUCAUUCUUUUCCUCCACUGCUGAUGGGACAGAAUUCACACUAGCGUCAGUUUCCCAGGGUCUUUUGGAGUCUGCAAGUAAACAAAUUCCUAAGCUGGUCGUAGGAGUACUGCUAUUUGGAGCUGGAGCCGCCUUCCAUGCUAAUCGGGCAGAGAGGAAUUCUCAGCUGCUGUUGCAGCCAGAUGUCGUUAUCAACACAGGUAUAGAAGAAGUUUCCACAAAUGCAAAGCCUCUGAUCCGAAAAAUACAGAAAAUACCGAAAAGACUCAAGAAACUAAUUGCAACGCUUCCUCAUCAAGAGAUGAACGAGGAGGAGGCCUCCCUCUUUGAUGUUUUGUGGUUAUUGCUUGCAAGUGUAAUUUUUGUGCCUGUCUUUCAGAAACUUCCAGGAGGCAGCCCUGUUCUUGGAUAUUUGGCUGCUGGCAUCUUGAUUGGACCUUAUGGUCUGUCCAUAAUCCGUAAUGUGCAUGAAACCAAAGCAAUUGCUGAAUUCGGAGUCGUUUUCUUGCUAUUCAAUAUUGGCCUUGAGCUAUCUGUGGAAAGGUUAAUUUCCAUGAAGAAAUAUGUUUUUGGAUUAGGCUCUGCCCAGGUCUUGGUGACAGCAGUUGCAGUUGGUAUGGUUACUUAUUUUGUUAUUGGGCAGCCUAGUUCAGCUGCGAUAGUGAUUGGCAAUGGACUGACCUUGUCUUCAACUGCUGUUGUCCUUCAGGUAUUACAGGAGCGAGGUGAGAGUACUUCGCGCCAUGGACGUGCUACAUUUUCUGUCUUACUUUUUCAGGACUUGGCCGUUGUUGUCUUGCUUAUACUCAUACCUCUUAUCUCACCAAAUUCAUCAAAAGGAGGGGUUGGUUUUAGAGCCAUUGCAGAAGCUCUUGGACUGGCUGCUGUUAAGGCAGCAGUUGCCAUCACUGCAAUUAUUGCUGGUGGAAGAUUGCUGCUUCGGCCAAUUUAUAAGCAAAUAGCAGAAAACAAAAAUGCAGAAAUAUUCUCUGCCAAUACCCUCCUUGUCAUUUUAGGGACAAGUCUCCUAACUGCUAGGGCAGGACUUUCCAUGGCUUUGGGAGCAUUUCUAGCUGGUUUGCUACUUGCAGAGACUGAAUUCUCUUUGCAAGUUGAAUCUGAUAUUGCUCCAUAUCGAGGCCUCUUAUUGGGUCUCUUUUUCAUGACGGUUGGCAUGUCCAUUGACCCGAAACUUCUUCUUUCAAAUUUUCCUGUCAUUGCGGCUACAUUGGGACUCUUAAUUGGUGGCAAGACUAUACUGGUGGCACUGAUUGGUAGGCUUUUUGGUAUUUCAAUCAUAUCUGGGAUAAGGGCCGGUCUUCUUCUUGCUCCAGGUGGAGAAUUCGCAUUCGUGGCUUUUGGUGAAGCUGUUAAUCAGGGUAUAAUGUCCUCUCAGCUAUCCUCGUUGUUCCUUGUUGUGGGGAUCUCAAUGGCCCUCACACCAUGGCUUGCAGCCGGAGGCCAGCUAAUUGCCUCUCGUUUCGAGCUUGUUGAUGUCCGAAGUUUGUUGCCAGUUGAGAGUGAGACCGAUGAUUUGCAAGAUCAUAUUAUCAUUUGUGGCUUUGGACGUGUUGGCCAGAUCAUAGCUCAGCUUCUUUCAGAACGCCUAAUUCCAUUUGUUGCUCUUGAUAUAAGGAGUGAUCGGGUGGCUACGGGGCGUGCACUGGACCUUCCCGUUUAUUUCGGAGAUUGCGGUAGUGAAGAGGUGCUUCAUAAUGUCGGUGCUGAAAGAGCAUGUGCCGCGGCAAUAACCUUGGAUUCUCCUGGUGCCAAUUAUAGAACUGUUUGGACUCUAAGCAAGUAUUUCCCUAAUGUGAAGACUUUUGUCCGCGCUCAUGAUGUUGAUCAUGGCCUUAGUUUAGAGAAGGCUGGCGCUACAGCUGUUGUGCCGGAGAGCUUGGAACCCAGUCUGCAGCUGGCAGCCGCUGUUCUUGCACAGGCUAAACUUCCUGCGUCGGAGAUUGCGGCAACAAUCAAUGAAUUUAGAUCCCGCCAUCUUGCGGAGCUAACAGAGGCUACUGGAAGUUCUCUUGGCUAUGGAUUUUCCGAGUCAUGAGUAAACCCAAAGCUCAACGGUAAGAUAUGAAACUUUUGCAACAUGAAAGAUUCUUGGUGUUGGGAAAAAAAUGUAAGGAAAAACAGUACAGAAGAGUGAGAAGGCUACAUGCCCUCCAUUGUAGCGAAUUGUAUAAAAUAUAUAGAACGAAAGGGAUAGAAGAACAGGAAUUAGCCGACUUUUGAGAUGGACUUUCAAAGUGAAUAAGCCGGGGGUUUUUUUUGACAUAAUCAUUUUGAUACUUCUUUUAA
This is a messenger RNA of Hibiscus syriacus, 3890 nucleotides long. Its product is annotated as K(+) efflux antiporter 2, chloroplastic-like. The record is from RefSeq and is a predicted model, not a curated record. Gene Ontology annotation, cellular component: membrane; chloroplast. NCBI's taxonomy places the organism in Eukaryota, Viridiplantae, Streptophyta, Magnoliopsida, Malvales, Malvaceae. Gene Ontology annotation, molecular function: potassium:proton antiporter activity. Gene Ontology annotation, biological process: proton transmembrane transport; potassium ion transport.